AUGAAUCCUGUCGCUUUAUAUAAUCACGAUGCUCCCAUUUCUGCAGCUCAACAACAUCAGUUUGAUCCAUACGAGAUGAAUGGCGGAACCGAAACUGCGGUGUUGGCCACAAGUGGAUUUUCCGCCGAUGGUCUCGCGUUGUUCAAGAAACUUAGUCAAAACUUGGAGUGGUAUAAACACGCUCACGAUAAGGUAAUGUCAACGCCAGCAAUAGCUCAAAUGCUUUCGAAUACUUUAUACUAUAAACGAUUUUUUCCAUACUACUCAUUCUGCUUGCUAGGAGGGAUCGAUGAACAAGGUAGAGGUGUGUCAUAUAGUUACGAUCCAUUGGGAUCCUAUGGAGCCGAACCCUAUAAGUCUGUUGGACACAAAAAUCAGCAAGGUGUUCAACGAACUGACAUGCCCUUGGAUACAGCUAUUAGUAUUGCAAAAGAUGCGUUCACUUCAGCGUCAGAGAGGGACAUGUACACUGGAGAUUAUCUUGAAAUUUUUGUCAUCAAACAAGGUGGUGUUACAGUUGAAAGAGUUGACUUGAGAAAAGAUUAG
Molecule: messenger RNA, 546 nt
Organism: Funneliformis caledonium
Lineage: Eukaryota; Fungi; Glomeromycota; Glomeromycetes; Glomerales; Glomeraceae
Source: the annotation of a GenBank genome assembly